Cordyceps militaris CM01 is the source of this 1989-nucleotide messenger RNA. RefSeq lists its product as uncharacterized. The transcript has 5 exons. Lineage: Eukaryota; Fungi; Ascomycota; Sordariomycetes; Hypocreales; Cordycipitaceae. The record is from RefSeq and is a predicted model, not a curated record. The coding region runs from base 1 to 1989 and encodes 662 amino acids.
AUGGCGCGCCACCAUGGCGCUUUUGAUUGGCUGGGAGAGCGCUCAAGCGGGGCAACGGCUUUAUCACUCUUCUCCGUCACAAACAACGUCUCCCUCAUCACCGUCAACGUCAGCCCCGGCACUUUUCUCGCAGUCAUCGCCUUGCUGCUCUGCUUCCUCAGCCUCUACCGAAUCAUCAGCAUCAUCGGCACUGAUACGCAGUGCGCCGCCCUCGUCCUCGGUUGCCGUUGCGACCACGACUGGUCGUCGACAGCCCAAGCCGCUCCAAAAGGCCCUGCCUGCGCUGCCGGCACCACCACCGCCGCCGCUUGUCCCAUGACGGAAGCCACCACAUCGACCCGCCAGUCCUCGGUUCUGCCCAGCACCGAACCCGCGACGGACGAGGACGACGAGGACCGACUGCCGCCAGCGUCGCCGUCGAACCUCGGCGCGGACUCGGAGGCGGACUCCGCCGCUGGUGGCUACUCACCACCGGCGUGGCGGAGGCUCGACAACGGCGACCGCAGCAGCGGCUUCUGGAGGCUCCCGCCUGACGGUGUCGUCACCGCCGCUCAACGACGGCUGCUGCUGCAUCCUCGCGGGUUUUCACCAGUUUCUGACAACAACAACGACAACAACGACGACGACAACGACAACGACAACGACGACAACGACAACGACGACAGCGACACCGAGAGCAUCUCCGAUAUCAGUAGCAUCCUGCAGCGCGCAAUACGGACGAGGCUGCCCGCCGGGAGCCAGAAUAUCCGCUUCGCCGUCCGCGCCGAAGUCCAGCAGCGCACCGAGCCCAUCGAAGCCGCUCUCCUCUUUGUGCGCACGCGCUACCAAGCCGCCACCUCGUCCUGGCGUGUCAUCUUCACCAACGCGACCAUUGCCCUGCUCAGCGCGCUCUUCAUCAAGUUCCUGCUGCAGCCCGUCGCCUCGCGGCCGGCCGGCGACCUGGUCAAGGUCGCCGGUGUCGCGCGCUCCUUUGAGCCCCUCAUCUACUACUCGGAGCACGCCGUCGCGCAGGUGCACGAUUUGCAAGCGACGAGCGUCGCCGUCUGGGACCUGGGCGAGAGCGUGCGCACGAGCGACAUGCGCGACGCGGCGAGCAUCAUCCACGACCUAGACGCUCUCAGCGACACGAUGCGCACGCUGUCGGUGGAAAUGACCAAGUUCUUCGCCAGAGUGGAUGGGGAUGUGGAUGGCAUCUUGAAUGUCAUGGACUGGGCGCGCAUGCACCUUGAUCGUCUCCGCGCCGCGCCGCCGGCGUCGACCUUGGCCGCGGCGUACGACAACAUGCACAACCUGCUCUCGCACGUGCGCGUGCUCGAAGACGACCAGGGCAGGCCCACAUCCCUCGGCACCAUCGCCACCUCCAUCUUUGGCCUAUCCAAUCCCCAGCGCGAGCAGCGCCUCAUCCAGCUGCUCUUCACCGAGUUCCUGACGGUCCUCGAGGAAAGCAUCGGCUCCGAGCUGCAGCACAGCGUCACCCUCUUUGCCCUGUUCGAGGCCGUCGACCGGCACUUUCUCAACCUCGCGCGCGCCGUCGGCCGCGAGGCCUCGGCCCAGGAGGCCCUGCGCGCAGACGCCCUCGCCGGCCUGUGGGUGCGGCUGCUGGGCGCGCACGCCUCGACGCUGCGCAAGUUUGGACGCAACCGCGAAUUGCUCCGCGACAUCCGCGACAAGACGGUCCGCAACAAGCGCGUCCUCGUCGAGCACCACGGCCGCCUGCUCACCCUCCAGGCCUCGCUCGAGCGCCUGCGCGGCCGCCUCGUGUCCCCCCUCGUCCGCGGCGCCAACGCCUCCACCACCCUCCUCUCCCUCGAGGACCAAGUCACCGGCAUCGCCUCCGUCAGCGAGUACCUCGCCGGCUUGCGCAGACACCAAAAGGGCAAGGUCAUGGCGAAUCUCUUUUCGACCCAGCCGGGCCAGAGGAUCCCCCUCGUCGGCGCCGAGCAACCGCCCCGCGUCGGCGGCUUCGAUGCCAGUGGCAACACGGUGUAA